AUGGCUCGAACAAAACAGGCGACCCCGUUGAGGAGAGAGCCUUCCUCCGAGUCCAUGGGCAAGGCCGUCAACGAGACCCCGAGUCGCAGCGCAAACAAGUUGGAUAAGGAGAUCAAUAGGAAUAAUGCUGCAAUUGGAGGUGCAGCAGAAAAAAUGCUAGAAAACGUUGUGCCAGGUGUGAAAGAGGCCGGCGCGUUGCAAUUCCUGAUCGCCGCUGGUGGGAUAUACGGGUCCUUUCUCACCUGGGCGCUCCUCCAAGAGCGUCUUACAACUACACCAUACGGAUCCGCGGAUGCGCCCGAGCUCUUCAAGUUCCCCGUCUUCCUCAAUACGGUGCAAUCUCUCUUCGCCGCCUUUGUCGGCUAUGUCUACCUCCAAUUCGACACCAAAAGCUCUGAGAGCGCCCCUAUCUUCCCUAAUCGCCGCAUCGUCGUUCCGCUGUUCCUCGUGGCUGUGACUUCGUCCCUCGCUUCGCCGUUCGGCUACGCUUCAUUGGCGCAUAUCGACUACAUCACCUUCAUACUCGCAAAGUCAUGCAAGCUGCUCCCCGUUAUGUUCCUCCACAUCACGCUCUUUCAGCGUCGAUACCCGCUAUAUAAGUACCUAGUCGUUUUGGCCGUAACAUCUGGCGUUGCAGUCUUCACUCUGCACGCUGGAUCGGGCAAGUCCAAGCCAUCCAAGGCAUCCAUCAACCCGGAUAGAAACAGUACUUGGGGACUUUUGCUUCUCGGAGUUAAUCUACUUUUCGAUGGCUUGACGAACACCACGCAGGACUACAUAUUCCAGAGUUUCCAGCCAUACAAGGGGCCGCAGAUGAUGUGCGCCAAUAACAUUAUGAGUACGCUUCUCACGUUCUCCUAUUUGGCCCUGUCACCGUACCUAGUCCACACGGGCAUAGGAGAGUAUCUAGGCAUGGAUCUUACGUCAGGCGGUGGCGGCGAGUUUACCGAGGCGUUGGCCUUCAUGGCUCGCCAUCCGAGUGUCUGGUACGACGUUCUAGGCUUCGCGAUUUGUGGUGCUGUCGGUCAGGUCUUCAUCUUCUACACCCUCUCAACCUUCUCCUCCCUCCUUCUCGUAACCAUUACCGUCACCCGGAAGAUGCUCACCAUGAUCCUGUCCGUCAUCGCUUUCGGCCACACCCUCGGCGGCAAGCAGUGGCUGGGCGUCGGCCUCGUGUUCGGUGGUAUCGGCGCCGAAGGCAUCAUUGCGCGCCGGGAGAAAGCCGCCAAGGAGGCAGCUAAGAAGAAGCAGAAGAGCGCAGUCACGAAGGAGUUGUAA
Drepanopeziza brunnea f. sp. 'multigermtubi' MB_m1 is the source of this 1278-nucleotide messenger RNA. RefSeq lists its product as uncharacterized. The record is from RefSeq and is a predicted model, not a curated record. Lineage: Eukaryota; Fungi; Ascomycota; Leotiomycetes; Helotiales; Drepanopezizaceae. Gene Ontology annotation, biological process: UDP-galactose transmembrane transport. Gene Ontology annotation, molecular function: UDP-glucose transmembrane transporter activity; UDP-galactose transmembrane transporter activity. Gene Ontology annotation, cellular component: endoplasmic reticulum membrane; Golgi membrane.